AAAAUUGUCAGCAAAUUUCAAAGCUUAAUCCAUGUUAAAGUUAAAAACCAGUUCCAUAUAUGCAUGAUCAUUAUAUUGAAUUUUUUGUUCCAUGUUGUUCAGAAGUAAAAGUAUCUUUAUUCCUAUUAGACUUUUGUGUCUCAGGUGGUUUCUUUCAUCACGCAGGAUGCAAAUAUAAUUUCUGUCUCUUCUCCCCAACAGAAUCAUUUGAUAGAUGAUCUUUUGAGAGAUGUGAUUGUUUCCCUUUUUUAAUAACCUUGAUGUUUAAGGAUGCCAGAAUCUCUUAGUUAUUUACUAGAAGAAUCAGAUUUUAAAGUUUACUGUUUUCCGGAUUUCAAUGCCUCUUGUGUCAAAAACCCUCACAAUGUGACGACUCAAACUGUGUUGUACUUUUUACUGGUGUUUGCAAUGAUCAUUACAAUUCUAGGGAACUUUGUGGUCAUCAUAUCUAUAGCUCAUUUCAAACAGCUUCACACACCUACAAACAUUUUGGUGAUGUCUCUGGCUCUGGUGGAUCUGCUUCUGGGAAUCACAGUCAUGCCGUUCAGCAUGAUCAGAUCUGUGGAUGGCUGCUGGUACUACGGAGAAGAUUUCUGCUUUUUACAUUCUAGUUUUGACAUGUGCCUCACUGUAGCAUCAAUUUUCCAUCUGAUUUCUAUCGCAAUCGACCGAUAUCAAGCUGUGUGUUAUCCACUUCAGUACCCUACAAGAGUAACUAAACCUGUUGCGUGGUUUAUGGUAGCUGUAAAUUGGACUGCAGCAACAGUGUACUCUUACAGUCUCUUGCUUACAAAAGGAAAUGUAGACAGUGGAUUCACAAAUUGCUUGGGAAGUUGUAGCCUUUUUAUGAAUGCACUAUGGGCUAUUUUGUGUAUAGUUGCAGGUUUCAUUUUACCAUGCUGUGUUAUGAUUUGUCUGUAUACUAAAAUAUUUUUUAUUUCAAAAAAGCAUGCAAGAAAAAUUGAGGGGGUGAAGCAGGGCAGAAAUGAUACAACUUUGACCAAAUUCUCGCAAAGAGUGAAGCAUGAGAACAAAGCAGUAAAAACUCUUGGGAUUGUUGUAGGAGCCUUCAUUUUUUGCUGGAUGCCAUAUUUCCUUACCUCUCUACUUGAUCCUUUUAUUAACUUCGCCACCCCUCUAUUACUCUAUGAUGCCUUUGCUUGGUUGGGUUACAUUAAUUCCACUUUAAACCCCAUCAUAUAUGGCCUUUUCUAUCCAUGGUUCAGGAAAACACUGUCUCUCAUUGUUACACUAAAAAUAUUUGCUCCUCAUUCCUCUGAAAUGAAAGUGUAUACAUCGUAACAUCAAUUUAUUUAUGGCUUAAAAUAUAUGUGACAUAUGAACAGAGGAGAGGAUAUAAGUAAUUCACUUAUAUCCCCAAAAUGUUCAAAAUCAUUAAUUAAUUAUG
This is a messenger RNA of Pangasianodon hypophthalmus (striped catfish), 1408 nucleotides long. RefSeq names its product trace amine-associated receptor 13c-like. The transcript has a single exon. Bases 271 to 1302 code for a protein of 343 amino acids. Gene Ontology annotation, cellular component: membrane. Lineage: Eukaryota; Metazoa; Chordata; Actinopteri; Siluriformes; Pangasiidae. The record is from RefSeq and is a predicted model, not a curated record. Gene Ontology annotation, molecular function: trace-amine receptor activity. Gene Ontology annotation, biological process: G protein-coupled receptor signaling pathway.